Molecule: messenger RNA, 3896 nt
Organism: Candoia aspera
Lineage: Eukaryota; Metazoa; Chordata; Lepidosauria; Squamata; Candoiidae
Gene: GGA1
Product: golgi associated, gamma adaptin ear containing, ARF binding protein 1
Exons: 17
Coding region: 344-2347 (667 amino acids)
Biological process (GO): intracellular protein transport; Golgi to plasma membrane transport; protein localization to cell surface
Cellular component (GO): trans-Golgi network
Molecular function (GO): ubiquitin binding; small GTPase binding; phosphatidylinositol binding
Source: RefSeq, a predicted model, not a curated record
UCUGAAGUGUCUUCCUUUCCGCCACGGGCUAGGAAAACCGGCGCCCUGCCUCAGCCUGGCGCCACAACGCCACUUCAGUGGAACUCCCAUUUGGCCUUGUCACCACUCUAAGCAAAGCCUGUCCAUCUCAGUGAUUCGGAGGAGGAAGUUGUGAGCAAGUUUUGCACCGCUCCCAGAGGGCGUUCCGGCUAUAACUUCCGAAGCUCUAUUGUUUCCAGAACGGCUCUCUCGACGAUUCUUCUCUAUGGCUCCGCGCCGCCGGAGCCGGAGGGCGGCAGGAGCAGUGAGCCUUUGAACGGGGCGGCCGGGGCGGCCGGGACGGCCGGGGGCCGAGGUGGAGCCGAUGGAGCCCGAGAUGGAGGCAGAGACGUUGGAGUCCAGGAUUAAUAGAGCUACAAAUCCUCUAAAUAAGGACUUGGAAUGGGACAACAUCAAUGCUUUUUGUGACCAGCUGAACAAGGAAUUAGAGGGCCCACCUCUAGCAACCCGGCUCCUAGCCCACAAGAUCCAGUCUCCACAAGAAUGGGAAGCCAUUCAGGCUCUCACGGUGCUAGAGGCCUGUAUGAAAAACUGUGGCAAGCGCUUUCAUGAUGAAGUUGGCAAGUUUCGGUUCCUUAAUGAGCUCAUCAAGGUUGUGUCACCAAAGUAUUUAGGAAACAGAACUCCAGAGAAAGUGAAAUCCAAAAUCUUGGAACUGAUGUAUAGCUGGACAUUGGGUCUGCCCCAUGAAGUGAAAAUUACAGAAGCAUAUCAGAUGUUGAAAAAACAAGGGAUUGUAAAAUGUGACCCCAAGUUGCCAGAUGAUGCACCUUUCCCUCCACCUCCUCCUAGGCCAAAGAAUGCAAUCUUUGAUGAUGAAGAGAAAUCCAAGAUGCUGGCCCGCCUGCUCAAAAGUUCCCAUCCUGAAGAUCUCCGAGCUGCCAACAAACUCAUCAAAGAGAUGGUUCAAGAGGACCAAAAGCGAAUGGAGAAGAUCUCCAAGAGAGUGCAUGCCAUUGAAGAAGUGAAUAACAAUGUGAAACUGCUGACUGAGAUGGUGACUAACUACAGCAGUGGAGAGAUGACGGAGAGCAGCGAGGACCUCAUGAAAGAACUGUAUCAGCGCUGUGAGCGCAUGAGGCCCAUGCUUUUCAGGCUUGCUAGUGACACGGAGGACAAUGAUGAAGCACUGGCUGAAAUUUUGCAAGCUAAUGACAACCUAACACAAGUGAUCAAUUUGUACAAGCAGCUUGUGAAAGGAGAAGAGAUCAAUGGUGAAACUAUGGCGGGUUCUCUCCAAGGUAGCACUUCUGCACUUCUGGAUCUGUCAGGGCUGGAUGUGCCAGCUGCAAGCCCUGCCUACCCAGCCAUACCAACUUUCUCAGGCAGUAGCUCAGCGACUGUGCCAGAGCAAUGCAGCUCUGUCUCUUUGUUGGAUGAUGAGCUCAUGUCACUAGGGCUUACUGAUCAAGCAACUUCCUCAGUCCAAGGUGCAGAGCACAGUGGGUGGAAUAGUUUCCAGUCAUCUGAGAGCCCUGAAGUCAGUGUCCCUUCAGGACCACCAGCUCCAGGGGGGAAAGUGGAUGCUGGACUGCCCGCAUCUCCUGCUUCCUCUAGUGGUAUGGAUGAUCUGGAUCUGCUGGGCAAGACUCUGCUACAACAGUCUCUUCCCCCAGAAUCUCUUCAAGUCAGAUGGGAGAAGCAGCCACCUCCUCGGUUAACACUGCGUGAUCUCCAAAACAAAAGCACUUCCAGCCCAUCUCUGAGCACUAAUAGCACUCAAACUUUCUUCCCAAAUCUCUCUUCAAAUCCUGCUGUCACCCUGCCCUUGGAAAAAACAGCACCUGUUUUGGCCCCUCAAGGGUCGCCAACUCUCUCUGGAACUGCAAGCCUUCCAACAGGUCUCCCAGCUUCCACAUCCCCCCUAGAGUUCUCACUGAUGAAUGUCACUGUGCCUCUGGAAUCUAUCAAGCCAAGCAACAUCCUCCCAGUGACUGUGUAUGACCAGCAUGGUUUCCGUGUCCUCUUUCACUUUGCCAAGGACUCUCUGCCUGACCGGCCUGAUGUACUAGUGGUGGUCAUCUCUAUGCUGAGCACAGCCCCUCUGCCCAUUAGGAACAUCAUCUUUCAGUCUGCUGUCCCCAAGAUGAUGAAAGUGAAAUUGCAGCCACCCUCAGGGACAGAGCUCCCACCAUUCAACCCAAUAGUGCCCCCUACAGCAAUCACCCAGGUCCUCCUGCUUGCAAAUCCACAAAAGGAGAAAGUGAGACUACGUUACAAGCUGACCUUCACCAUGGCAGAUCAGACUUACAAUGAAAUGGGAGACGUGGACCAGUUCCCCCCUCCAGAAUCAUGGGGAAAUCUCUAGUGCCAUGGCCAGUGUGCGGUGUCACAUUUCUAAAGAUUCUGCCUUGCUUUGGACCAGAGCCUUCCCAGGAUUGGCUGCUCUUUGGACUCUGCUUUCAGACUGCAAUGGCAGGCACAGGAGGAUGAGAGGCAGAGAAGAACACGAGGGGAUGCCUGUCUUGGGGUUGGUGGGACAAGAAUGAUUGAGUCGCUGUCUGUUCUUACUUGAUUUCGGGGUCGCUUAUCCUCAUCUUGUUGUCUCACGUUAUGCUUUUCCUUCAGUGGAAUAGUAAUAUCAGCACAGAUGAGCUUUGAAGAGACACUUUAGAUCUUCCUUGCAGCCUCCCCUUCUGCUGAAGUAGUAUUGGACCUUACAGUUUCCCAUCAUUCAUCUCUUCCACUUCUGCACAAGCAACCCUGACACGUUCGGGUUAAUAGAUCGAUUCUGUUUCUUUUUGCUGCAACACCAAGGCUUGAUGGGGCAAAGUAUUUUGUCACAGGAGAACUAGUUGGCCCAUUUAAAGCUUUGUGAGUUAAACAUCUUUAGGACUACAGGGUAGUUGUUUCUGUUUUGCUAGAUAAGGGGAGGAGUGUUGGCCUAAUUCUCAUUAUUCUUGGUUAACAUUCUAGGAGCCAGAACCAGACUAAGUUAACAGGAUGGGCAACAAAGAUUAUAAUGGAAGUCUCAGAACUGUUCUGCUCCGUGCUGUCCCUUUCUGGGAAAAGAAGCAGACUAUACCAAUAUACAACAUGCAGAAAGAUGCAGGAUCCAUCUUCAGAUCCACAUUGUUGUGUGCAAAGCUCCUAGCUCCAUCUUACAUAAUUCAGUCUUUGAAACCCACUAAAAUACAGUGCUAGGAGGAAGUAGUUGAGAGGGAGAGAGAUGUUCCCAUAAUAUGUUUCCCUUCAAAUCACUACCAGCUACAGCUAUCCUUCUCAUUUCCAUAAAAUGGCAUGCUCAGAGAUGCUGGACUAGAAAACACGCAGUCUAUGGCUGAUUUAGUUUCAUGAGCAAAAUGCCCAUGGAAAUGUUAGGAGUUAAAGGUUCAGCUGGUUUCAUAAUAAGUUGCUCCAAGAGGGAUGAAAUUAAGAUUUACAGGCAAAAGCAAUAAAUGGGUUUGAAAUGGUGAAUAACAUUUUUGCCCAGCUCAGUUGUGUGCUUUCUUCAGUCUGUAAUUGGCAGGUUUUGAUGGGAAAUCCUUUCUAAAGUUGGGUUCUGCUGUGGCUGGAUACUUUUAAUUUCUAGUCUCUUUUUGAGGUUUGUCUUUGCCCCCUACUCUUUUAGAGUUGGUUUCAUUUGGGUAUGAAGUGUGUGUGUGUCUAUCUGUGUGUAUGUGGAUAUACACACACCCAUACACACAUACAAAUUCUGCACAUGGAAAAGAGCCCUAAAAUAGACUGUAUGAAAUCUGCUGUACUAAUGAGAAAUAAAAAAAAGAUUUCUUCCCUGAAGUGCAUUCUAAGAAUUGGGACCUCUUGAAAUAGCAUGAGGCUCCUAUGUAGAAUUGUAGUCUUGUAAGUCUCUUGCCUUUCUCCGACUGGUAAUUUAUAAACUUCCUUUUGAACUUGAA